Messenger RNA from Talaromyces stipitatus ATCC 10500, 2012 nucleotides. RefSeq names its product septin AspB. Gene Ontology annotation, cellular component: cell division site; cytosol; microtubule cytoskeleton. Gene Ontology annotation, molecular function: GTPase activity; GTP binding; molecular adaptor activity. The transcript is spliced from 5 exons. Bases 108 to 1511 code for a protein of 467 amino acids. The record is from RefSeq and is a predicted model, not a curated record. Lineage: Eukaryota; Fungi; Ascomycota; Eurotiomycetes; Eurotiales; Trichocomaceae. Gene Ontology annotation, biological process: cytoskeleton-dependent cytokinesis.
CUGGGAACCUUCGUCCACGGAACGACCCAGCACUUUCCUCCACGUUACCCUUUCGCACCUUCCCGACGUUCGUUCACGAGACUUCCAGAGUCUCUUCUUCUUAAACAAUGGCAGCUGCAGCCGUUAAUGGUUCCGCCACGGCGCCCGGAGAGAAGCCCACUUCGCCCAUUCCCAGCGCCUCGAGCAAGGCCGCUUCACCGUAUGUCGAACGAAGCAACCCCAUGGGCGGUGCUAGCACCGCUCAAACCGUGAGCUCCAAGGAUCCCAAGGCUGUCGCCCAAGCUGCCACAGACAUGCGCAAUGUCGUUCGCCGCAAAUUGACCGGAUAUGUCGGCUUUGCCAACUUGCCAAACCAAUGGCACCGCAAGAGUGUCCGCAAGGGUUUCAACUUCAAUGUCAUGGUUGUUGGUGAAUCUGGCCUGGGAAAGUCGACAUUGAUUAACACUCUUUUCAACACGUCCCUCUACCCUCCCAAGGAACGCAAGGGUCCUAGCCACGACAUUAUCCCCAAGACCGUGUCUAUCCAGGGAAUCAGCGCCGAUAUUGAAGAGAACGGCGUCCGUCUUCGUUUGACUGUUGUGGACACACCCGGGUUCGGUGACUUUGUUAACAACGACGACUCGUGGAGGCCUAUUGUCGAAAACAUCGAGCAGCGAUUUGACGCCUACCUGGAAGCCGAGAACAAGGUCAACCGCAUGAACAUUGUUGACAACCGCGUCCAUGCUUGUGUUUACUUCAUCCAGCCCACCGGCCACUCCUUGAAGCCCCUUGACAUUGAGGUCAUGCGCCGCCUUCAUACCAAGGUCAACUUGAUUCCUGUUAUCGCCAAGGCCGAUACCCUUACCGAUGAGGAGAUUGCACUUUUCAAGCAGAGAAUUCUUGCAGAUAUUCAAUACCAUUCCAUCCAAAUAUUCGAAGGCCCCCGCUACGAGCUCGAUGACGAAGAGACCAUUGCCGAGAACCAGGAGAUCAUGUCCAAGGUUCCAUUCGCUGUUGUCGGUGCUAACGCUGAGGUCACCACACCUGAUGGACGCAAAGUUCGCGGCCGUCGUUACCCAUGGGGCGUCAUUGAAGUUGACAACGAAGAGCACUGUGACUUUGUCAAGCUGCGCCAAAUGCUUAUCCGCACACACAUGGAGGAACUCAAGGAGCACACAAACAACGUUUUGUACGAGAACUACCGCUCCGACAAGCUCACUCAGAUGGGUGUUGCUCAAGACCCAAGUGUCUUCAAGGAGGUGAACCCUGCCGUCAAGCAAGAGGAGGAACGCGCCCUCCACGAACAGAAACUUGCCAAGAUGGAAGCCGAAAUGAAGAUGGUCUUUGAACAGAAGGUUCGCGAGAAGGAAAGCAAGCUGAAACAGAGCGAAGAUGAACUAUAUGCUCGCCAUCGGGAGAUGAAAGAUCAACUGGAACGACAGAGGCAAGAUCUUGAAGAGAAGAAAGCUCGACUUGAAAGUGGGCGACCUCUUGAAAAGGAAAGCAAGCGGAAAGGUUUCUCCCUCCGCUAGAAUCUCCCAAGCUAGGAAGAGCGGGUAACAGCUGCAACUGUUCCUGCAAUGCGAUGACCUAAUUAACGGCGUGGGUUAUUUUUACGGAGAGAGCUGGCUAUGCUAUGUUCGAUUGUCGAUUAACUCAACUGCUCACUCGUUGUAUUCUUUUUCCUUUUAUCUGCUUUCCACCCCUUACGCUCAUUGACAUUUCCCUAUUUCGCCUACAGCUUCCGCUAAUGACUACUUGAUAUCGGGCCGACCGAAGAAAAGGAUGCCUUCUUUAUUUCUACUUGUUUUCAACAAAGGAAGAUCAUUAAUAAUGGCAUGCCAUGAGAGGGAGCUUUCUUGUGGGAACUGGUUUCUUUCGCCUGCUGAAAGCUCAUUGAGAUGGCAUGCUGUGUCUAAUCACUUUCUUUCUGAUUCUCUUCUUGUCAUGUAAUUCUUGGCCUGCUAUACCUCUCUUCUGCUGUUUAUUGUUUCGUUCUAGUGCUCAAUAAAAUGUGAUUCGAUUAGUAUACG